This is a messenger RNA of Lolium perenne, 491 nucleotides long. NCBI's taxonomy places the organism in Eukaryota, Viridiplantae, Streptophyta, Magnoliopsida, Poales, Poaceae. The record is from RefSeq and is a predicted model, not a curated record.
UAUGGAUCAGAUGUCUGGCAGCGACGUCGGCAGCGACGAGGAGGAGGAGGACGUCAAGACUCGCCAGGUGCUGCGGAGGCUGCAGGUCGGCCAGUACAUCUCCUACUUCGCCAAGGAGGUCUACAGGUGCCCCUUCUGCACCAGGAGACUCGGCGCCACGGACUUCAACUGCCUCGUCACGCAUGCUGAGAACAUCAGCACCACCUUCCCCAAGGUCGGCACGACGGUGAACGUCCACUCCUUCCGCGCCAAGCACAGGGCGCUCGGCAUGCACCUCCGCAGCUUGCAGCGGGUGGAGAUCUCCGCCGGGCGCAUGCCUCCGCUCAAGCCCAAGGCUCCCAAGGGGAGCAAGAGCAACAAGUGGAGGCAGAGCCAGAUGGGGUAGGCGGAGUCCUGGACGUGUGCUGCUGCUGCUGCCUCCUAGUUUGUUGUUGGGAUCCCUUUGUUGUUAGCUAGGGAUCCCUUGUUGUUAUGUUAGUAUGAUGGUGCUG